UUCAUCAGAAUUCAUCCAUUGCGGAAGUUCAAAUCUGACUAGCACAUAUUGUUUUGUUUUAUCUUGUAUAUAAAUAUUGAUAUUAAUUUUGGAACUUGAGUGUUUUUCCAUGUUUUUUACUCCACAAUCGGUUCUCAAUAACUAGCGCCAUCUUUAUUGUAAUUCUAUUCUAGAUAUCUAUAUAUACAUGUAUCUAAUUUACCAGCCAGAAGCUGUGUGAUAUUCACAUUCACACAUUCGUAAACCGUGAACCGUGAGGAAAUCGUGGGAAUUUCUGGUUAACCUCAACCGGCGAAAAGUCCGAUUAUAAUGUUAAAAUGUACAGUUCAAUUAUGAGGUUAAACCAUGGUAGUUUGAAGCAAGGCUUGAAAAUUUUAUCCACAACUAGGUGUUGCUAUUCACAAACGAUUCAACUGCCAAAAUCAAUAUUAACGCGUGUUCUUUGCAAUCCGCGUAAUGUACUGUGUCUCGAAGCAUCGAAGAAAUAUUUUUCUAUUUUGAGCCCGUUCAAGUCCAAUGUUUGUAUCCGCAAGGAAAAGAUUAUUGAUAAAAACAAGUUACACAACUUGGCUUUAAAAGAAGGAUCGAGAACUAGUUCACUGGACUUAAACACAACAGUGUCGAAUAACGUUCUACUUUACAAAUAUGAAAGACCAAAACUUUUUACGUUUUUGAACUGGUUUUCUCCUUUUCAAUGCGUCUUUUGGGUAUGGAUUUCAUAUUAUUUAUAUACAAUAUCACCAGAACGUACAAACUCGUUAUUUGAGUACUUCAAACAAUACUGGGGAUGGGUGAUCGCCUGCGGUUUAGCUGCUUUCUUAGGUACUACGUCAACAGUGCUGAUAUGGGCUUUUACAAGUAGAUCCAUUAAAUAUAUCAUCUUAAAACCUGGAGGCCAAACAGUUACUAUCCUAACGUAUCGUCCAUGGAAAGGAAACAUUGGAAUAACUUUUCCCCUUAGUGAUAUUACCCCUAAAAUGUCCAGAAAAGAGAUGAUCAAUUAUAUGCCAAUCAAGGUGAAAGGUCGAAGACUCUUCUACAUCAUAGAUAGUGGCGGAGAAUUUGUGAAUCCAAAAUUAUAUGAUUUUACCAUUGGGCUCAAACGAUAUGGUUCGAAGAGACUUGGGGUAGACAAAUAAUUGUAGAGAAGACAAAGAAGGCAGAGAUGCAUACAUUUUAUUUGAUACUGAUGUCAAUAAGCAUGGAAAUAAAAAUUUUUUCUUCAUUUUUCAA
Molecule: messenger RNA, 1233 nt
Organism: Venturia canescens
Lineage: Eukaryota; Metazoa; Arthropoda; Insecta; Hymenoptera; Ichneumonidae
Product: transmembrane protein 223
Exons: 4
Coding region: 318-1139 (273 amino acids)
Biological process (GO): nervous system development
Cellular component (GO): mitochondrion
Source: RefSeq, a predicted model, not a curated record